Lodderomyces elongisporus is the source of this 528-nucleotide messenger RNA. RefSeq names its product mitochondrial 54S ribosomal protein uL13m (gene MRPL23). Gene Ontology annotation, biological process: translation; negative regulation of translation. NCBI's taxonomy places the organism in Eukaryota, Fungi, Ascomycota, Pichiomycetes, Serinales, Debaryomycetaceae. The transcript has a single exon. Gene Ontology annotation, cellular component: mitochondrial large ribosomal subunit; ribosome. Gene Ontology annotation, molecular function: mRNA binding; structural constituent of ribosome. The record is from RefSeq and is a predicted model, not a curated record. Bases 1 to 528 code for a protein of 175 amino acids.
AUGUCUCAAAAAAUUGGUACUGCCGUACUGGCAUUAACAAGGGUAUGGCACCACGUUGAUGUUGCCGCCGACGAUAGAACAUUGGGUAGACUAGCUUCGCAAAUUGCAAUUACUUUACAAGGUAAACACAAGCCAACGUUCACACCAAAUCGUGACCACGGAGAUUAUGUUGUGGUGACAAAUUGUGCACACUUGAAAAUUACGGGUAACAAAUUGAAAGAUAAGACAUACUGGAGUCACACAACACGACCAGGCUCCUUGAAUUUAAUUCCUAUGGAAAGGAUGAUUGCAAAUAAAGGUUAUGGUGAAGUUUUGAGAAGAGCUGUAAAGGGUAUGAUCCCUAAAAAUAAACACAGAUUGGUGAGAAUGAAUAGAUUGAGAUUAUACGACGGUGACGAGCAUCCAUACAAGGAAAAUCUAAUAGCAUUUGCUGAUGAAGUUCAAGAUAUGAAACAAAAGCUCGCUGAAUUGGAAAAGAAGGAAACUGAAAGGGCGGGACUUCGGGAAAAAUAUUUAAGUCGUCAAUAA